Molecule: messenger RNA, 2336 nt
Organism: Ricinus communis (castor bean)
Lineage: Eukaryota; Viridiplantae; Streptophyta; Magnoliopsida; Malpighiales; Euphorbiaceae
Exons: 9
Coding region: 414-2066 (550 amino acids)
Molecular function (GO): DNA binding; protein binding
Source: RefSeq, a predicted model, not a curated record
UUUUGGGUAUUUGACCGGUCUUUGCCAACGUAGCACUGACUUGGCGGAAAAAGAAAAUUGAGGAAAAAAUCUCAAUUCCGGAGAUACCAAAGGAGGCCUCGUAGUCUGAACACUAUUCAGCUCCUGCAGCAUCAGUUUCUGGUGUCACUCUUCAGUCCCCACCAGUUUUAAUCAGCAGCCUUCACUUCCACUCCUGCGCACGUGUUGAAACGGGUCGCUACAGCUUACACGUACCUCGCCGGUGCAUGCCUCCGUUCUGCUCCUAGCUGGAAGGGCAUAUGAUUGAUUCACAAUACAUCAAAAUUCAGGGUUUUGUGUUGUAUCACUAGCAGAGGCCAGACUGGAGUAGGAUUGAGGGCGGGAAUUUCACACAAUUGGACUCAGUUUAUUUGGAUUCUUACUAUCUAUCAUAAAUGGGAGAGGGUGACUCAUUUUUUUGGGUGGAAGAGAUAACAGGGGAGGCAUAUGUUCCUGUAGGUAUGAAACGAAAGGCUAGAACUAGGAAGAUGGAGUUUGUUGGGUGGGGAUCCCGACCUCUUAUUGAGUUUCUUGAAUCCAUUGGUGUAGAUACCAGUAAAAAAAUUUCCCAAUACGAUGUUACUGACAUUGUUAAUAAAUAUAUUAAGGAACACAACCUUCAUCACCCCCAAAAAAAGAAGAGGAUUCUUUCUGAUGAAAGGCUUCUUUCUCUUUUUGGGAGGAAAACCAUUGCUAAGAACAAAGUCUAUGAGCUGCUGGGAACUCACUUUGCUGAAAACCAAGAGGAGUCAGAUGAUGAUUUACUUUUUAGUUCAGAAGAAGAUGGCAACACUAGUGAGAGACAGAAGAAUAUGACUUCAGAAAGAAAAACACAAAUUAAGAAAAAGGUUGUGGAAACUCCAAAAAGCUGUUUUGCAGCUAUAAUUCCUGAUAAUAUUAAACGUAUUUAUCUGAGAAGGACUUUAGUUCAGAAUCUUCUCAAGGAGCCUGAAGCAUUUGAAAGAAAAAUAAUAGGAAGCUUUGUAAGAGUCAAGAGUGAUCCGCAUGACUACCUUCAGAAAAAUUCUCACAUGCUUGUCCAAGUUAUAGGUUGGAAAAAAGCCUCUGAUUCUGAUGGUAAGAGUGGAGAAAUUAUUCUUCAAGUUUCAAAUUUUAUGAAAGAUGUUAGUAUCUCCAUGCUUUCGGAUGAGAACUUCUCUGAGGAAGAAUGCCAGGAUCUGCGUCAGAGAAUAAGAGAUGGUUUGCUCAAGAGGCCAACUCUUGUGGAGCUGGAAGAGAAGGUUCAGGUGUUGCACGAGGAUAUAACAAAGCAUUUUCAGUGGCUUGUGGCUAAACUUGCUCUGCUGCAAAAAUUAAUUGAUCGAGCUAAUGAAAAGGGAUGGCGUAGAGAGCUGUCUGAGUACCUGGAGAGGCGGCAGCUGUUGCAGACUCCAGAUGAGCAGUCAAGACUAUUGCGGGAGGUCCCGGAAGUUAUUGCUGAUGAUAUAGAAGCUGAGGUGACUCCACAUGAUUUCCCAGUUAAUAUGAAAAAGGUGAAUAAUAAUUCACCGGAAUCAACCAUUAAUGGAGGUUCGGAUGUCCUUAAGUUUGAUGGAGCAGCCAAAGGAACUGUAUCAGCUUGGAUAUCUUUUGGUGCAGAUUCUGCAGCGAACCAACCAGCCUUGGAAACAAUUAAGCAGAAUAAUGAAAUGGAACUCCGGCGUCACGAACCUGUUCUUAAAGAAGAGCAAAAGCAGCCAACAGAGAUUUGUAUUUGGAGCAACAAUAAAGCUAAGCCUGUGAAUGGCGUGCAAAAGAAAUCUCCAGGUGCGAUCCAGGUGAUUGAUCUGAGCGACGAUGAAGAAAAUGAACAUACAGGUGGUGAUACUUCUAUUGCUGAUCACGACGUGGGAAGCUUUAUGUGGCAUUAUGCAGAUCCCCAGGGAGAUGUGCAAGGUCCUUUCUCAAUUGCAUCCUUGAAACGGUGGAGUGAUGCCGACUACUUUCCUCCGAAUUUUAAGGUUUGGAUGACAGGACAGAGCCGAAAGGAUGCUAUAUCAUUGAGCGAUAUUCUUCACAGGUACUUCCCCAUUAAUUGGAGAAAGUAGCCUCUUCGGUGGCUUAUAAAUGUACAAUGUUUUUCUCAUAUACUCUGAACCUGUACAGCAUUAUGCAUGAAUGAUGUAAAAGUUUUGAAUAAAAUUAGAAAGGCCUCUAUUAGAGAAAACCCUUUGCUUAUUAGGUCACUGCUAUAUGCCUGAAAGUUGAGACGUGAGCAAAAACCUUGGUACUUUUAGGACCCGAUCGAUUUGAAUGGCAUAUUUUGUAGAUUGGAAUAAAACAGAGACAUUUAAUUGCAAAAAAUCGUUUCCCUUUUA